This is a messenger RNA of Globicephala melas (long-finned pilot whale), 915 nucleotides long. RefSeq names its product ring finger protein 148 (gene RNF148). Lineage: Eukaryota; Metazoa; Chordata; Mammalia; Artiodactyla; Delphinidae. The record is from RefSeq and is a predicted model, not a curated record.
GGAAUGAGCCUACUUAGAAUUACUCCUUCAAUUCGUAUUUCUGUUUCAUCUCAACUGUGGAGGCUUGGCAUCUUUCUACUACUUAGCCUUCCUGACUCAAAAGGAAAAGCCAUUUGGACAGCCCACCUGAAUAUAACGUUUCAGGUGGGCAAUCAGAGUAUAUCAGAAUUAGGAGAGAGUGGCGUGUUUGGGAAUCAUUCUCCUCUGGAAAGGGUGUCUGGUGUGGUGGUACUUCCCGAAGGAUGGAAUCAGAACGCUUGUAAUCCUAUGACCAAUUUCAGCAGGCCUGAGCGAGCAGACUCUUGGCUGGCCCUCAUUGAAGGAGGAGGCUGUACUUUCACACACAAAAUCAACGUGGCAGCAGAGAAGGGGGCAAAUGGGGUGAUCAUCUAUAACUAUCCAGGUACGGGCAACCAAGUAUUCCCCAUGUCUCACCAGGGAACGGAAAAUAUAGUCGCAGUGAUGAUAGGCAACCUGAAAGGCAUGGAACUUUUGCACUUGAUUCAGAAGGGAGUCUGUGUGACGAUCAUCAUUGAAGUGGGGAGAAUGCACAUGCCCUGGCUGAGCCAUUAUGUCAUAUCUCUGUUUACCUUUGCGGUUGCCACAGUGGCCUACCUGUUCCUGUACUGUGCCUGGAAACCUCGAGUGCCCAGUUCUUCCACCAGGAGGCGAAGACAGAGAAAGGCAGAUGUGAAGAAAGCUGUUGGACAGCUUCAACUGCAGGUGCUCAAAGAAGGGGAUAAGGAACUAGAUCCAGAUGAAAACAGUUGUGUUGUUUGCUUUGACAUAUACAAGCCUCAAGAUGUAGUACGUAUUUUAGCUUGCAAACAUUUUUUCCAUAAGGCAUGCGUCGACCCCUGGCUUUUAGCCCAUAGGACAUGCCCCAUGUGCAAGUGUCACAUUCUGAAAACUUAA